Magallana angulata is the source of this 2238-nucleotide messenger RNA. RefSeq names its product pyrokinin-1 receptor-like. Gene Ontology annotation, molecular function: neuromedin U receptor activity. The record is from RefSeq and is a predicted model, not a curated record. The coding region runs from base 285 to 1823 and encodes 512 amino acids. NCBI's taxonomy places the organism in Eukaryota, Metazoa, Mollusca, Bivalvia, Ostreida, Ostreidae. Gene Ontology annotation, cellular component: plasma membrane. Gene Ontology annotation, biological process: neuropeptide signaling pathway. The transcript is spliced from 3 exons.
UCAGACGUUAUAAGUGAAAUACAAAAUUAAAAAAAUAAAAUUGAGGUGGAAGAAAUUAUUGGACCGGUGCGACUAAUUAUGAAUGGGAUUUUUUGCUCAUGCGUGGUUUUAUGAUUUGUUUUUAUAUUUUACAAUCUUGGUAUUAUGAUAGAAGAGAUUGUGAAAAAUGACUUGAUUUGUUGGAUUGGAAAACAACGGAUUAUUGACAUUGCACGGGUCCAGCAGAACAAUACAACCAACCUGCAACAGAGACCCCCUGGGAGCGGCCGACACUGAGGCCCGGGAUGCCCCUCCCUGAGGGCACCAUGGAAUACCUAAUGGGGCUGUGUCAGGACCUCUAUAACGUCACGUGCUCCGACACUCAGAUCCGUCACCUCAUUCGGGCACUCCAUGCUUUCAAGUACAACACGAGCGGCGGGUCGCCUCCCUUUGACAUAUGGCGGUUCUUGGAGGUGUAUAUGUACCCCCGGCGGGACAGCCUCGCCGUGGUUAUCCCGGUCACCAUUAUUUAUGGCAUUCUGUUUGUGACCGGCAUCCUUGGGAACAUUUGCACGUGCUUCGUCAUCGCCCGGAACAAGUUCAUGCACACCGCCACGAAUUACUACCUGUUUAACCUGGCCGUGGCGGACCUCCUCCUGCUGGUGAUCGGACUUCCGCCGGAUCUAUACUCCGUCUGGUCACUGUACCCCUGGGUGUUCGGAGAGACGCUCUGUGUGAUGCGCGCCUUCGUCUGUGAGAUCUCCACCAACACUUCCAUUCUGACGAUCACGGCUUUUACCGUGGAGCGAUACGUCGCCAUUUGUUUCCCAAUGAAGGCGCAGAAGAUGUCCAGUCUCCCGCGCGCGGCGCGCGUGAUCGCCUGCGUGUGGAUUGUGGCCGUAUGCACCGCUAUUCCAAUCGCCGACCAGUACGGUGUGGUCAAAAUCAAGGACCCCAAGAACCGCACGAUCGAGGAGUCCGCCAUGUGCGCGUUCAAGCACGCGCCAAUCACGGGAUGGUUCCUGGCCUCCACGUGUUUCUUCUUUAUCCUGCCCAUGAUAUUCAUCAGCGUACUGUACAGUCUAAUUGCCGUCGCUAUACAUCGAUCCACCAUAGAAGCUCCCAAAAUCCACAGGUCCUCCUCCGAUACCUCCAAGGCUUCAAAAGAACACGGGGCGUGUAUCCGUGACGGCCGACGACGGAGUGACGGCAACAUCCAGGCUAGGGCCCGGCGCUCCGUCCUCAAAAUGCUCGUUGCCGUGGUGGUAGCUUUCUUCGUCUGCUGGGCGCCAUUUCACGCCGAGAGAAUGAUGACAGUCUCUAUCAGUGCGUGGACGGAACCUCUCCUCCGCAUCUACCGAACUCUGUUCUAUGUGUCAGGGAUUUUCUACUUCAUCAACUGUACGGUCAAUCCGGUGCUUUACAGUGUCAUGUCCUUUAAAUUCAGAAAAGGUUUGCGCGAGACGAUUCUGAAAUCUAAAUGUUGUUGCAGACCUAUAAAGAUCAGAAAAAGGCUUCCUUUCUCUAAACUCUUGCAUGCUAACAGCCACACUGAGACGGCGUACACCUCAAUGCCGCCUCGUUUUACAAACACUGCAGGGCGAAAGUUACAGGAAACGGAGCUUAUUCCUCAAAACGAGGCUCAGACCUCCAGAAGUCACAGUCCCGCCCCCUCGAUAAGCGGAAGCAGUUUAAAAUCAACCGACGGAAUGAGUCAAGAAGAAGAUCUACAACAGGUGCUUCUACAGAUUAACGUCAUAGAGAGGCAGCGGAGAAAUGACGUCACACAGAGUUCAGCAGGGAAGACGCGAGAGGUCGAAGGACUAAUGGAGAUCAAAUUCUGACAAGCUUUUUUUUUUUAUUGUUUUACAUGCACAGUGUCUGUUUCAGUUUAUUUUAUAAAUUUUAUCUUGCCGUUGCUUGUUAAUGAAAUUUGUCGUUUGUUGUUAAAUUGAGUUUCAUUUGCAUGCUCACAGAGAAAAUAUUUUUCUUCUAAGGGAACAAGGAAGGUUUUUGGUUUGAUUAAUUUAUAGUUACAACUAGGUGCAAAAAUCGCAAAUUUUAAAUGGAAAAGCUUCCCGAUUGCUGUAAAAUCGAUUUUAUUUUUACAUUGUUUUCAUUUUAUUCUUUAGCAAGUAAUUAAACGUUCAAUUUGACUUUACGGACACAAAAAACGUGGCCAAGUGUUCAAAAAGAGAAAACUGUAGAAUUAUGGUGCUUGACACCAUCAGUGUAAAACUGAAUUAUCUUCCAAACCAA